AUGACUCAACACGAGAAACAGUAUCCAAAGAUACAUUCUAAAUUCUUCAAAAGUGUCAAAUCUUUACUUGUGCGUCAUCAGAGCAGUAACAGAAAACACUCGAGACAGAGUGUAUCUCAACCCUAUGCAAAAGAAGGCGUGGCUGUCACGCUUACCACAGAAUUCAGUACGCAUAAAUCCAAUGUGCCAGUAACACUAAUUCAACACCAGUCUUCUCAACUUACGAUGGUACCUUGUCAACCUAUGCUUCCUACGUCGACCUUGGAACAAAAGGCGUAUGUUCAUUAUGAACCGAAAAAGGCACAAAUCUCUCUGGGCACAAACCCCGAUACAAAGAAAAAGCAGCAUUAUCAUUACUCACUGCGGCUCACUGUGGAACAAUACGCUUGGCUCGUACAGCAAUUGGAGGAAGAAGAACAUGUGCACGGUUGGAUAUCAGACCAAUUCAGACAGAAUCAACUGACACUUUCUCCUAUGCUGGGUGUGAGCCCGACAAUCAAAGAGGACCCAAGAUCAAUCAAGCGACGAUUGAUACGCUUUGUUCAACGAGGCAAUCACAGUCCUUAUAGAGUAGCACAUCAGUGCAUUUUCAUGUUACCUAAAGCUUUAGUGUUGCAGGCAUCAGACUAUAUUCCCAUGACUAAACCAUUGCCUACCGAAUUGCCUGUGCGUCAUGUAUUACCAUUUGAACCUAUUCAAGAUGCACUUGCUGUACGUACAAGACGUUAUUGUGAACGUGUAAGGCUAUGUACGCAUGAACUUGUUAUUCAAGAGCAACACCAGAGGAAUGAACCAUCUCCACCAUGUUCUUUUGUACAGACAAAACAGACAGAAUUAGCUACCAUAGUAUGUGCAGAGUGUUUAAAGGAAACAGGUCUAUCGACAGUAUACCAAAAAACUAAAAAGAAUUUGAUGGCUUCUUCAGUCACAGCUCGCUUGUGUUCUUCUUCUCAUGUACAACAUCAACAAUCCAUCAUGUUUCCUGUUUCUUUUAUUCAGUAUGAUUCGAUUAAGCAUGCAAUUGCUGUUGCACAGAAUCUAAAUCAACAACUACCAUCUAAAGAACCCAAGUUUGUCUCUUCAGCUAUUCAGCCAUCCAGCUAUAAAAAGAUGCUAUUUGAUUCCAUUGCACGACAAGAGAAACCACAUGCUUAUUCUGCAUUUCAGUAUAUUCCUCCUGAUCGUACUAUGUCCUCCAGUGAUAUCAGCAGUAUUAGUGCGUGCUCUGGUAUUCAAGAAGAAGAAGAAGAAGAAGAAGAAGAGGAAGAAGAAGAAGAAAAAGAAGACAAAGAAGAGGAAGACUAUACUCCACAAAAGUAUGGUUAUGUAGCAUUGGAUAAUGAACAUACAGAAAUUAUCGUCGUAUUUCCUGGUAUGACUGUGUCACAUCAUAUGUUUGACAAUGCUUCAUUUGUACCUGUUCCCUGGCUAGAAAUUGAGACGAUUGGAGAUGUAUCUCAACAACAAGAUCCAUUGUCGGAAGGAGAUAUGAGUCCUUGGGUACUUGAAUGCGCUUUAACGGCCUGGCGUCGUUGUGAAAUGAAAGUAGUGACAUUGCUGAUGCGAUUAUGCAGUUCAUUACCAUCGCAUUAUAAAGUUGUGAUUAUUGGACAUUCAUUAGGUGGAGCUGUUGCAGCACUGUGUGCUUCUUCACUUAGGUCUACACGCUUAUUAAUGGACCGAGAUAUCACAGUGUGUGCUAUUCAUUCCCCACGCGUCGGAAAUAAGUCAUUCUUAAGGACACUGUCUUUUCAAAAAGUAGAGACAAUUCGCAUCACAAAACAGACAGAUAUCAUGGCCCAUUUACCACCAAGAACAUCUGGCUUACUUCAUGUAGGCGACACUACCAUUGUCCUACAAGACAAGGGCUAUGUGCUUACCAAUAUGAGCUUGGAACAUAUAGAAAAUGUCUUGAACAAGGCAUGCUCUAUGAUAGACUUUAAUGCUGAAUCACAGACCACAGCAUGGGAUAUCACACUGGACCAUGAUGAACAACAUUGUAUAUAA
Molecule: messenger RNA, 2007 nt
Organism: Gilbertella persicaria
Lineage: Eukaryota; Fungi; Mucoromycota; Mucoromycetes; Mucorales; Choanephoraceae
Exons: 2
Coding region: 1-2007 (668 amino acids)
Biological process (GO): lipid metabolic process
Source: RefSeq, a predicted model, not a curated record